CCCGUAGUGAAUACAAGCAAAAAAUGAAAAUUUUAAUUUCAAUAUUUUGUGUGAUUCUAAUCGCUGAUCACGCAGUUCUAGCAGAUUAUGCUCAACAAUCUCCAAAAAACCAAAAUGAAAAUGGUCCUCGAAGACAUAAAGUAAAAAAAUGUUUUCCUAUAACAAAAAGUACCACAAUAUCAACAACUUCUGCAUCCACUUCAACAACAACAGCAUCUUGGCCAACAAACUAUGAAUUGCAACAAGAGAUUACUAAAGGAUUCUUAGAGUUUGCUCCUCAACUCUCUCAAUCUCAACUUCAAGAGUUUAUGAACACAUUUUUGGACAUGAACUCACAUACACAGUUCUGGACAUCAUCACAAGUUUCAACGAUUUCAACACUCAAUGCUCAAAUUGUUAUUAACCAAGCUACAAGUCAUAAUACGUCUAAUCCACCAUCAAGUAUAACCUUCACUGAUGAACUUAAGCAACAGAUCACUAGUUACAUUUUAGAAAACGAUCCAAAUAUAAAUUCAAAUGAUAUUAUGGAUAUCAUUAGUAUUUUGGAAACAAUGAGCACUAUUUCUAUGAAGUAUUUGACUCUAGAUCAGUUAACUCAAUUGACAUCGUAUGUUGUUUCCUCAUUUACGAACAAUACGAUUACAAAUGGAUUUAUUUCAACAACUUCUGCAUCCACUUCAACAACAACAGCAUCUUGGCCAACAAACUAUGAAUUGCAACAAGAGAUUACUAAAGGAUUCUUAGAGUUUGCUCCUCAACUCUCUCAAUCUCAACUUCAAGAGUUUAUGAACACAUUUUUGGACAUGAACUCACAUACACAGUUCUGGACAUCAUCACAAGUUUCAACGAUUUCAACACUUAAUGCUCAAAUUGUUAUUAACCAAGCUACAAGUCAUAAUACGUCUAAUCCACCAUCAAGUAUAACCUUCACUGAUGAACUUAAGCAACAGAUCACUAGUUACAUUUUAGAAAACGAUCCAAAUAUAAGUUCAAAUGAUAUUAUGGAUAUCAUUAGUAUUUUGGAAACAAUGAGCACUAUUUCUAUGAAGUAUUUGACUCUAGAUCAGUUAACUCAAUUGACAUCGUAUGUUGUUUCCUCAUUUACGAACAAUACGAUUACAAAUGGAUUUAUUUCAACAACUUCUGCAUCCACUUCAACAACAACAGCAUCUUGGCCAACAAACUAUGAAUUGCAACAAGAGAUUACUAAAGGAUUCUUAGAGUUUGCUCCUCAACUCUCUCAAUCUCAACUUCAAGAGUUUAUGAACACAUUUUUGGACAUGAACUCACAUACACAGUUCUGGACAUCAUCACAAGUUUCAACGAUUUCAACACUUAAUGCUCAAAUUGUUAUUAACCAAGCUACAAGUCAUAAUACGUCUAAUCCACCAUCAAGUAUAACCUUCACUGAUGAACUCAAGCAACAGAUCACUAGUUAUAUUUUAGAAAACGAUCCAAAUAUAAGUUCAAAUGAUAUUAUGGAUAUCAUUAGUAUUUUGGAAACAAUGAGCACUAUUUCUAUGAAGUAUUUGACUCUAGAUCAGUUAACUCAAUUGACAUCGUAUGUUGUUUCCUCAUUUACGAACAAUACGAUUACAAAUGGAUUUAUUUCAACAACUUCUGCAUCCACUUCAACAACAACAGCAUCUUGGCCAACAAACUAUGAAUUGCAACAAGAGAUUACUAAAGGAUUCUUAGAGUUUGCUCCUCAACUCUCUCAAUCUCAACUUCAAGAGUUUAUGAACACAUUUUUGGACAUGAACUCACAUACACAGUUCUGGACAUCAUCACAAGUUUCAACGAUUUCAACACUCAAUGCUCAAAUUGUUAUUAACCAAGCUACAAGUCAUAAUACGUCUAAUCCACCAUCAAGUAUAACCUUCACUGAUGAACUUAAGCAACAGAUCACUAGUUACAUUUUAGAAAACGAUCCAAAUAUAAGUUCAAAUGAUAUUAUGGAUAUCAUUAGUAUUUUGGAAACAAUGAGCACUAUUUCUAUGAAGUAUUUGACUCUUGAUCAGUUAACUCAAUUGACAUCGUAUGUUGUUUCCUCAUUUACGAACAAUACGAUUACAAAUGGAUUUAUUUCAACAACUUCUGCAUCCACUUCAACAACAACAGCAUCUUGGCCAACAAACUAUGAAUUGCAACAAGAGAUUACUAAAGGAUUCUUAGAGUUUGCUCCUCAACUCUCUCAAUCUCAACUUCAAGAGUUUAUGAACACAUUUUUGGACAUGAACUCACAUACACAGUUCUGGACAUCAUCACAAGUUUCAACGAUUUCAACACUCAAUGCUCAAAUUGUUAUUAACCAAGCUACAAGUCAUAAUACGUCUAAUCCACCAUCAAGUAUAACCUUCACUGAUGAACUUAAGCAACAGAUCACUAGUUACAUUUUAGAAAACGAUCCAAAUAUAAGUUCAAAUGAUAUUAUGGAUAUCAUUAGUAUUUUGGAAACAAUGAGCACUAUUUCUAUGAAGUAUUUGACUCUAGAUCAGUUAACUCAAUUGACAUCGUAUGUUGUUUCCUCAUUUACGAACAAUACGAUUACAAAUGGAUUUAUCUCAACAACUUCUGCAUCCACUUCAACAACAACAGCAUCUUGGCCAACAAACUAUGAAUUGCAACAAGAGAUUACUAAAGGAUUCUUAGAGUUUGCUCCUCAACUCUCUCAAUCUCAACUUCAAGAGUUUAUGAACACAUUUUUGGACAUGAACUCACAUACACAGUUCUGGAAAUCAUCACAAGUUUCAACGAUUUCAACACUUAAUGCUCAAAUUGUUAUUAACCAAGCUACAAGUCAUAAUACGUCUAAUCCACCAUCAAGUAUAACCUUCACUGAUGAACUCAAGCAACAGAUCACUAGUUAUAUUUUAGAAAACGAUCCAAAUAUAAGUUCAAAUGAUAUUAUGGAUAUCAUUAGUAUUUUGGAAACAAUGAGCACUAUUUCUUUGAAGUAUUUGACUCUAGAUCAGUUAACUCAAUUGACAUCGUAUGUUGUUUCCUCAUUUACGAACAAUACGAUUACAAAUGGAUUUAUCUCAACUACUUCUGCAUCCACUUCAACAACAACAGCAUCUUGGCCAACAAACUAUGAAUUGCAACAAGAGAUUACUAAAGGAUUCUUAGAGUUUGCUCCUCAACUCUCUCAAUCUCAACUUCAAGAGUUUAUGAACACAUUUUUGGACAUGAACUCACAUACACAGUUCUGGACAUCAUCACAAGUUUCAACGAUUUCAACACUCAAUGCUCAAAUUGUCAUUAACCAAGCUACAAGUCAUAAUACGUCUAAUCCACCAUCAAGUAUAACCUUCACUGAUGAACUUAAGCAACAGAUCACUAGUUACAUUUUAGAAAACGAUCCAAAUAUAAGUUCAAAUGAUAUUAUGGAUAUCAUUAGUAUUUUGGAAACAAUGAGCACUAUUUCUAUGAAGUAUUUGACUCUAGAUCAGUUAACUCAAUUGACAUCGUAUGUUGUUUCCUCAUUUACAAACAAUACGAUUACAAAUGGAUUUAUUUCAACAACUUCUGCAUCCACUUCAACAACAACAGCAUCUUGGCCAACAAACUAUGAAUUGCAACAAGAGAUUACUAAAGGAUUCUUAGAGUUUGCUCCUCAACUCUCUCAAUCUCAACUUCAAGAGUUUAUGAACACAUUUUUGGACAUGAACUCACAUACACAGUUCUGGACAUCAUCACAAGUUUCAACGAUUUCAACACUCAAUGCUCAAAUUGUUAUUAACCAAGCUACAAGUCAUAAUACGUCUAAUCCACCAUCAAGUAUAACCUUCACUGAUGAACUUAAGCAACAGAUCACUAGUUACAUUUUAGAAAACGAUCCAAAUAUAAGUUCAAAUGAUAUUAUGGAUAUCAUUAGUAUUUUGGAAACAAUGAGCACUAUUUCUAUGAAGUAUUUGACUCUAGAUCAGUUAACUCAAUUGACAUCGUAUGUUGUUUCCUCAUUUACGAACAAUACGAUUACAAAUGGAUUUAUUUCAACAACUUCUGCAUCCACUUCAACAACAACAGCAUCUUGGCCAACAAACUAUGAAUUGCAACAAGAGAUUACUAAAGGAUUCUUAGAGUUUGCUCCUCAACUCUCUCAAUCUCAACUUCAAGAGUUUAUGAACACAUUUUUGGACAUGAACUCACAUACACAGUUCUGGACAUCAUCACAAGUUUCAACGAUUUCAACACUCAAUGCUCAAAUUGUUAUUAACCAAGCUACAAGUCAUAAUACGUCUAAUCCACCAUCAAGUAUAACCUUCACUGAUGAACUUAAGCAACAGAUCACUAGUUACAUUUUAGAAAACGAUCCAAAUAUAAGUUCAAAUGAUAUUAUGGAUAUCAUUAGUAUUUUGGAAACAAUGAGCACUAUUUCUAUGAAGUAUUUGACUCUAGAUCAGUUAACUCAAUUGACAUCGUAUGUUGUUUCCUCAUUUACGAACAAUACGAUUACAAAUGGAUUUAUCUCAACAACUUCUGCAUCCACUUCAACAACAACAGCAUCUUGGCCAACAAACUAUGAAUUGCAACAAGAGAUUACUAAAGGAUUCUUAGAGUUUGCUCCUCAACUCUCUCAAUCUCAACUUCAAGAGUUUAUGAACACAUUUUUGGACAUGAACUCACAUACACAGUUCUGGACAUCAUCACAAGUUUCAACGAUUUCAACACUUAAUGCUCAAAUUGUUAUUAACCAAGCUACAAGUCAUAAUACGUCUAAUCCACCAUCAAGUAUAACCUUCACUGAUGAACUCAAGCAACAGAUUACUAGUUAUAUUUUAGAAAACGAUCCAAAUAUAAGUUCAAAUGAUAUUAUGGAUAUCAUUAGUAUUUUGGAAACAAUGAGCACUAUUUCUAUGAAGUAUUUGACUCUAGAUCAGUUAACUCAAUUGACAUCGUAUGUUGUUUCCUCAUUUACAAACAAUACGAUUACAAAUGGAUUUAUUUCAACAACUUCUGCAUCCACUUCAACAACAACAGCAUCUUGGCCAACAAACUAUGAAUUGCAACAAGAGAUUACUAAAGGAUUCUUAGAGUUUGCUCCUCAACUCUCUCAAUCUCAACUUCAAGAGUUUAUGAACACAUUUUUGGACAUGAACUCACAUACACAGUUCUGGACAUCAUCACAAGUUUCAACGAUUUCAACACUCAAUGCUCAAAUUGUUAUUAACCAAGCUACAAGUCAUAAUACGUCUAAUCCACCAUCAAGUAUAACCUUCACUGAUGAACUUAAGCAACAGAUCACUAGUUACAUUUUAGAAAACGAUCUAAAUAUAAGUUCAAAUGAUAUUAUGGAUAUCAUUAGUAUUUUGGAAACAAUGAGCACUAUUUCUAUGAAGUAUUUGACUCUAGAUCAGUUAACUCAAUUGACAUCGUAUGUUGUUUCCUCAUUUACGAACAAUACGAUUACAAAUGGAUUUAUCUCAACAACUUCUGCAUCCACUUCAACAACAACAGCAUCAUGGCCAACAAACUAUGAAUUGCAACAAGAGAUUACUAAAGGAUUCUUAGAUUUUGCUCCUCAACUCUCUCAAUCUCAACUUCAAGAGUUUAUGAACACAUUUUUGGACAUGAACUCACAUACACAGUUCUGGACAUCAUCACAAGUUUCAACGAUUUCAACACUCAAUGCUCAAAUUGUCAUUAACCAAGCUACAAGUCAUAAUACGUCUAAUGCACCAUCAAGUAUAACCUUCACUGAUGAACUCAAGCAACAGAUCACUAGUUAUAUUUUAGAAAACGAUCCAAAUAUAAGUUCAAAUGAUAUUAUGGAUAUCAUUAGUAUUUUGGAAACAAUGAGCACUAUUUCUAUGAAGUAUUUGACUCUAGAUCAGUUAACUCAAUUGACAUCGUAUGUUGUUUCCUCAUUUACGAACAAUACGAUUACAAAUGGAUUUAUCUCAACAACUUCUGCAUCUACUUCAACAACUUCGUCUUCGAGCUCAACAUCGUCGACCACUACAGCAAUUACAGCUUCAACAAUAAGUCCUGCCAUAAAUCAACAGGUCUCGAACACACUAAGUCAACUUGCACCUAAUUUAAGUCCAACUCAAAUCCAAAAUCUUUUAACUGCAAUCCAAACUUUGUACCAGACUUUUUAUUUCACACCACUCGAAUCGAUUAUUGUAUCCCCAGGUCUUGGUACAUUUUAUUUAACUCAUUCUGGACCAUACGUUGUUGUUAGUGGAACAACCGCUGCAUACACAGACGCAGAUAAAUUAUCAAUAACUUCAUUUUUCAAUGUUUGGGUUCCUAGAAUGACAGCAAGUGAAAUCCAACUUUAUAUCAUUAAUAUGCAAAAAGUGAGCUAUUAUUCUCAAAGUAUAACUGCGUUAGAAGCACUUGCAUUAGCUCCAGCAAUUGCGCAAAUCUUUACAAACCAAGCUAAUUCUCAAACCACAACUGUAAAAGCAUAAAUAAAGGUUAUCUUGGAACAAGGAUGUUUUUCUGAUAAUAUAAUCAAUUUCAUUUCAAGCUUCAUAACUAAGAGGCGUAAAUUUUUUUAAUCUUGAAUAUUGUUAUUUAAUGCAAAUACUUAACGUGCUUUUAAUAAAAUAACGAAAUUCUCAAAGUUUUCAAUCAUAAAAUUUUUAUUCAAUAAUAUUCGAAUUUAGGUUUUUUCUUCCAACAAAAUAGAAAAUUCUUCGUUUUACAUCAAAUGGAUUUUCCUUUCCUUUUUGUAGGUUGUAGAGCACAUCGAGUUGAUCAUGAAGGAAUUCAUUUUUAAGCUGUUCAGGCAUUAGCUUCAAGCAAGGAUUGACAGCUUCCAAUGAUGCUUAAAAAAGAAAAUAAUUUAAUUUUGAAUAACUUAAAAUAAUAAGAAUUAAUACCUGUAAAGAAUUCUUUGGUGCCAAAAUUAAACAUGUCGUUCUUUUCAUCAAUAAACUUGAUUAUUUCAAUUCCACUUUCCCGUAGCAUUUUCUUUAUUAUUUCGUCAGCAUUUUCAAGGUAGCAUAUGUAGUUGAAAUUACCUCUCCAAUUGUUCAUAUAAGGUGAGUACUUGUCGAUCAGUUCAUUCCAAAUAUCAAUUAAAAUAUGAGUAAGAAUAAAGACGCAGCAGAAAAUUCCAUCAGAUUUCAAAAAAUUCUUAAUUUUUACAAAUGCUAAUGGCAAGUCUUGAACCCAAUGAAGACAGUAGAAAGAUGAAACAAUAUCAAAUUCUGGAAAUUUCAUAGGUCUUGGAAUGCUCUCUUGAAUAUCCAUUAAAUGGAAGUAAAUGUGAUCAUUUCCAUAUGUUUUAAUAGCAAGAUCUACCAUUGCCUGACUCUUAUCAACUCCAACAACUUUAGAGAAAUUCAAUUGACUUUCUGUCAUAAAUAUUUCAACCAAGACACGUCCACAUCCAGUCCCGAUAUCAAUUAUUGUUACUGAAUUUUUUCCAAACUUUUCUCUCAAAAAUUCCCCAAAAUAUUUAAAAAACUUCUUGGCACUUUGGGUCUGCUCCUCAUUAUGUUUUGAAUACAACUUUGCCUUAUCCAUGAUUUUUUUAAAAAAUUUAAUUUAAAAAAAAACUUGAAAGUUAACUUGCU
Molecule: messenger RNA, 7532 nt
Organism: Chironomus riparius
Lineage: Eukaryota; Metazoa; Arthropoda; Insecta; Diptera; Chironomidae
Source: the annotation of a GenBank genome assembly